Molecule: messenger RNA, 2206 nt
Organism: Brienomyrus brachyistius
Lineage: Eukaryota; Metazoa; Chordata; Actinopteri; Osteoglossiformes; Mormyridae
Gene: dhrs9
Product: dehydrogenase/reductase (SDR family) member 9
Exons: 5
Coding region: 281-1240 (319 amino acids)
Molecular function (GO): oxidoreductase activity
Source: RefSeq, a predicted model, not a curated record
UUCCGGAGUGCAUAGCCAGGAACUUACAUAAAUCUAGGAUCUAUUUUUGAGGAGUUACUUACCCAAAGGCAGCACACAAAUGCAUAAGAUGAGUAGUAUUCAGCAUUUCUUAGCCAUAAAUUUGGUAUAAACUGUAUUUCACUCUUUUAGUCCAGUAGGUGGCGCUGUAUGCUUACAACUGGCUUUUGAGUUCCGGAAGAUUUACUUAAAGAAGUUCAUAUAUCAUAUUCAGGCGUCAGUUCAUUUGUGACAGUAGUUCUACAACGGUCCGUGAUCAGAAAUGUUUCUGUAUAUCCUUUGCCUGGCAGCCUUAUAUUUUCUGUAUCGGUGGUACAGAGAGAGCAAGACAGUUCCUAAUAAAUCGGACAAAUAUGUGUAUAUCACCGGCUGCGACUCGGGGUUCGGAAACCUUCUGGCAAGACAUCUGGACAAGCGGGGUUUCUGCGUGAUUGCCGCAUGCUUCACGGAAAAGGGGGAGGAAGACCUAAAGAAGGUCUCCUCCGAAAGGCUGACCACCGUCCACCUUGACGUCACCAAACCCGAAAACGUCAGGAAAGCAGCAGAUUUCAUCAAGAAUAAGGUUGGGGCUAAAGGCCUGUGGGGAGUGGUAAACAAUGCCGGUGUCUCCAUACCGUCGGGGCCCUGUGAUUGGCUCUCAAUUGAGGAUUACAAGUCCAUGCUGGAUGUGAAUCUGCACGGCGUCAUCGCCGUGACCCUGAGCGUGCUUCCCCUCAUCAAGAAGGCCAGAGGGCGCGUGGUGAACGUGGCCAGUGUCUUUGGUAGGAUAAGUCCGUUCGGUGGACCAUAUUGCGUCUCCAAGUACGGAGUGGAGGCCUUCAACGACAGCCUGCGGAUAAACAUGGUACCAUUUGGAGUUAAAGUCCUGUGCAUCGAACCAGGGUUUUUCAGAACCAGCGUGACUGACAUUGACAUUAUACGCAAUUGCGCUCAGAAAUUGUGGGCAAAAUUACCACAGGAAACCAAAGAUGAAUAUGGGAGCACUUACUUGGAUCAAGUGGAGACGAUGUUGAAGGAGAAGUUUAUGAAGAUGCCAGACGGGGACCUGAUGAAGGUGGUUAGCUGCAUGGAACACGCUCUUUCUGCUGUCCACCCUCGCAAACGCUACUCGCCUGGGUGGGAUGCCAAGUUCUUCUGGAUCCCUCUGUCCUAUAUGCCAACCUGCAUAGCCGACUACUUACUACUUAAAGAUGCAAUCUUCCCAGAGAACUCCGUAAUCUAGUCAUUUCCGUUUGUCAAGUCCUGUUGAGACUCAUAAGCUAGUAUUGCUUCUCGUAUUGUCACCUAAUCAAGAAUGAUGCAACCGGUGCUAUUAAAUAAUAAACUUUAGGACCUGUUGCAGUACUCUGUAAUAUGGUCAUAAAGACAAACUGAGUAGACAUGCCUGUGAAUGAAUGAGAUCAGUUUAUCUAGAUCAGAUUUAAGAUAGUACAAAGUACAAUUUCUCUAUGUAUGGAGCGCAUUGAAAUAUUUACAGUGGCUUCAGCUAAUAAAGCACAAAUGGAAAAUAGCAAUUGGCUCCAACAUCACAAUUUAGAAACUACAAAGUUGGAUCUAUUUAAGUGGCUGUUUCUUUCCUGGAAUUCACAACAGUCUCUAUUUUCAGAAAGUUUAUUGUAUAGAACGGUUAAACUAGCAGAAAUGAUGGUGUAAUCUGGAUAUAGGAACCAGGGCAUAAAAUAGAGCACUUCAGGCCAUUCUGUAAACCAGAAGUUCUAAACCCAUGGGUCGUGACCUAAAUUUGGGUCACGGCAAGGAUCGUAAGGCGGAGUUGGAAAUGUCAGCAUUUUAAAACCAGCAAGCUCCUAUGCUGAUCCACAAUCAGAUUUUCCAGCCCCAGUUCUGGAAUUAACCUGUAUAAAUGGGUCUUAGAUCUGCAAAUGUUUAGUGCCAAACUAGUAAACAUUCAGCCAAUCCAAGAACUCAAAGCACAGAUGCUUAGUUUAAAAUUCACUGAUUUGUGUAAACUGCAGAGUGCACUGCGUGCUUAAUCAUAGCGUUACUUUAGACCUCUACUUGAUAUAGGGUCGCGACUGAGCUGGCUUGGUAAAAAUUGGGUCACAGUGCAAGAAAGGUUGGCAACCAUUUCUGUAAACCCAUACUUUAGAUCAAAAAGAAGAAGUGUGACCUCUCGUAAGUUUGUUAUAUCAGAUUACUGUAUAUAAUACAAACCUUAUACAUUAUAUAA